ACAAGAGCCGCCUCCGCGCACGGGGGCCCGGCCACUCGGCGCUGCUCUGCCGCGGGGACUGCACCGCCCGCCCUGCCAGACCCGCCCGGAACGGGGCUCGUCGCCGCCAGUAGCCGCAGCACCGCAGCCUCGGGCCUCGCGCCGGCUAUGGCUGUGCCCCGGGGCUGAGCCCUCAGGUUGUGACCGAGAUCCUGACGAGAGAGAUUGAGGGGAAGAGAGGAAGGAGGGGCGGGCUCCUGGCAAGGCAUUUGCUCCUGAGCGGAAUCCUGCAAAGAUGGAGAAGGAGGAGGAGACAACGCGGGAGCUGCUGCUGCCCAACUGGCAGGGUAGCGGCUCCCACGGGCUGACCAUCGCCCAAAGGGAUGACGGCGUCUUUGUGCAGGAGGUGACGCAGAACUCCCCUGCGGCCCGCACUGGGGUGGUCAAGGAGGGGGACCAGAUUGUGGGUGCCACCAUCUACUUUGACAACCUGCAGUCGGACGAGGUGACCCAGCUGCUGAACACCAUGGGGCACCACACGGUGGGCCUGAAGCUGCACCGCAAGGGGGACCGCUCCCCCGAGCCUGGCCAGACCUGGACCCGUGAAGUCUUCAGCUCCCGUAGCUCUGAAGUGGUUCUGAGCGGGGAUGAUGAGGAGUACCAGCGCAUCUACACCACGAAGAUCAAGCCACGGCUGAAGUCGGAAGACGGAGUGGAAGGAGACCUUGGGGAGACCCAGAGCCGCACCAUCACGGUGACCAGAAGGGUCACAGCCUACACUGUGGAUGUGACCGGCCGGGAAGGAGCCAAGGACAUAGACAUCAGUAGCCCUGAAUUCAAGAUCAAGAUUCCAAGACAUGAACGGACUGAAAUCUCCAACGUGGAUGUGGAGACCCAGUCUGGAAAGACUGUGAUCAGACUGCCCUCGGGCUCGGGGGCAGCCUCUCCAACGCCAGGCUCUGCUGUGGAUAUCCGAGCAGGGGCCAUUUCUGCUUCAGGACCAGAGCUCCAAGGUGCUGGCCACUCAAAGCUCCAGGUCACCAUGCCUGGGAUAAAGGUGGGAGGCUCAGGUGUCAAUGUCAGUGCAAAGGGCUUGGACUUGGGUGGCAGAGGAGGGGUCCAAGUUCCAGCAGUGGACAUUUCAUCUUCUUUUGGGGGUGGGGCAGUAGAGGUGCAGGGCCCAUCUCUGGAGAGUGGUGAUCAUGGCAAAAUUAAAAUUCCCACUAUGAAGGUGCCGAAAUUUGGUGUCUUGACAGGGCCUGAGGGCCAGACGCCAGAGGCAGGGCUGAGGGUUUCUGCACCUGAAGUCUCUGUGGGACACAAGGGCGGCAAGCCAGGCUUGACUAUCCAAGCCCCUCAGCUGGAAGUCAGUGUGCCCUCUGCCAAUAUUGAGGGCCUUGAGGGGAAGCUGAAGGGGCCCCAAAUCACUGGGCCAUCACUUGAGGGUGACCUAGGCCUGAAAGGUGCCAAGCCACAGGGGCGCAUUGGGGUCGACGCCUCUGCUCCCCAAAUUGGGGGUAGCAUCACUGGCCCCAGUGUGGAAAUUCAGGCCCCUGACAUUGAUGUUCAGGGGCCUGGGAGCAAACUGAACGUGCCCAAGAUGAAAGUCCCCAAGUUCUCUGUAUCAGGUGCAAAGGGAGAGGAAACUGGGAUUGAUGUGACACUGCCUACAGGUGAAGUGACCGUUCCUGGGGUCUCUGGGGAUGUCAGCCUGCCUGAGAUUGCUACUGGUGGGCUGGAAGGAAAGAUGAAAGGUACUAAAGUCAAGACUCCUGAAAUGAUUAUUCAGAAACCUAAAAUCUCCAUGCAGGAUGUGGAUCUGAGCCUUGGGUCUCCUAAACUGAAAGGAGAUAUUAAGGUUUCUGCUCCUGGGGUGCAAGGUGAUGUUAAAGGCCCUCAAGUGGCAGUUAAAGGCCCCAGAGUGGACAUAGAGACCCCAAACCUAGAGGGAACCUUGACAGGCCCCAGGCUUGGCAGUCCUUCUGGGAAAACCGGAACCUGUAGGAUCUCUAUGGCAGAAGUAGACUUAAAUGUGGCCACACCUAAAGUGAAAGGGGGUGUAGAUGUUACACUCCCCAAAGUAGAAGGGAAAGUCAAAGUCCCUGAAGUUGAUGUCAAAGGCCCCAAAGUGGACAUCAGUGCCCCAGAUGUCGAAGCACAUGGCCCAGAAUGGAACCUGAAAAUGCCCAAGAUGAAAAUGCCCACGUUCAGCACUCCAGGAGCCAAAGGGGAAGGUCCAGAUGUGCAUAUGACUCUACCCAAAGGAGAUGUCAGUAUUUCAGGGCCCAAGGUCAGUGUGGAAGCCCCAGAUGUCAACAUAGAGGGUCUGGGAGGGAAGCUUAAAGGCCGCCCUGAUGUUAAGCUGCCUGAUAUGAGUGUCAAGACACCAAAGAUCUCCAUGCCUGAUGUAGAUUUGCACGUGAAAGGUACAAAGGUGAAGGGAGAGUAUGAUGUAACUGUACCAAAGCUUGAAGGAGAACUCAAAGGCCCGAAAGUGAACAUUGAUGCCCCAGAUGUGGAUGUUCAUGGCCCAGACUGGCACUUGAAGAUGCCCAAGAUGAAAAUACCCAAAUUCAGUGUGCCAGGGUUCAAAGCAGAGGGCCCAGAAGUGGAUGUGAACCUGCCCAAGGCUGAUGUGGACAUUUCCGGGCCCAAGGUAGAUGUUAGUGUUCCUGAUGUGAGCAUUGACGGACCAGAAGGGAAAUUGAAAGGGCCCAAGUUUAAGAUGCCUGAGAUGAACAUCAAAGUCCCCAAGAUCUCCAUGCCUGAUGUGGACUUACAUUUGAAAGGCCCUAACGUAAAGGGAGAAUAUGAUGUCACAAUGCCAAAGGUUGAAAGUGAGAUUAAAGUUCCUGAUGUUGAACUUAAAAGUGCCAAAGUGGACAUCAAUGCCCCAGAUGUGGAGGUUCAAGGUCCAGACUGGCACCUGAAGAUGCCCAAGAUGAAAAUGCCCAAGUUCAGCAUGCCUGGCUUCAAAGCAGAGGGCCCAGAAGUGGAUGUGAACCUGCCCAAGGCUGAAGUUGACAUCUCAGGACCCAAGGUGGAUGUUGAAGUUCCAGAUGUGAAUAUUGAAGGACCUGAAGGAAAGCUGAAGGGCCCCAAGUUCAAGAUGCCAGAGAUGAAUAUCAAGGCCCCCAAGAUCUCCAUGCCUGAUGUGGACUUGCAUAUGAAAGGUCCUAAAGUAAAGGGAGAAUAUGAUGUGACAGUGCCAAAGCUGGAAGGGGACCUGAAAGGCCCAAAAGUAGAUGUCAGUGCCCCAGAUGUUGAAAUGCAGGGUCCUGACUGGAACUUGAAGAUGCCAAAGAUUAAAAUGCCCAAAUUUAGCAUGCCCAGCCUCAAAGGAGAGGGGCCAGAAUUGGAUGUGAACCUGUCCAAAGCGAAUGUGGACAUUUCUGCACCAAAAGUAGAUCUUAGUGCUCCAGAUCUGAGCCUUGAAGGACCUGAAGGGAAGUUGAAAGGCCCCAAGUUUAAGAUGCCUGAGAUGCACUUCAAAGCUCCUAAGAUGUCUCUGCCAGAUGUUGACCUGGAUCUUAAAGGACCCAAAAUGAAAGGAAAUGUAGAUAUUUCUGCACCAAAGAUAGAGGGUGAGAUGCAGGUUCCAGAUGUGGACAUCAGAGGUCCCAAGAUAGACAUUAAAGCACCAGAUGUGGAAGGCCAAGGCCCAGACUGGAGCCUGAAAAUACCCAAGAUGAAAAUGCCCAAGUUCAGCAUGCCCAGUCUCAAAGGUGAGGGCCCAGAAGUGGAUGUGAACUUGCCUAAGGCUGACAUUGCUGUCUCAGGACCCAAGGUAGACAUUGAAGCCCCAGAUGUGAGCCUCGAAGGUCCAGAAGGGAAACUGAAGGGUCCCAAGUUUAAGAUGCCUGAGAUGCACUUCAAGACCCCCAAGAUCUCCAUGCCUGAUGUGGACUUACACUUAAAAGGCCCCAAAGUCAAAGGGGAUGUGGAUUUGUCUGUGCCCAAGGUAGAAGGUGAAAUGAAAGUGCCAGAUGUUGACAUCAAAGGACCCAAAGUGGACAUUGAUGCCCCAGAUGUGGAUGUUCAUGGCCCAGACUGGCACAAGAAGAUGCAGGUGAAAAUGCCCAAGUUCAGCAUGCCUGGCUUCAAAGCAGGGGCCCACAGAGUGGAUGUGAACCUGCCCAAGGCUGAAACAUUGAUAGUCUCAGGACCCAAGGUGGAUGUUGAAGUCCCAGAUGCUGAGCCUUGAGGGCCGGAAGAAGCUGAAGGGCCCCAAGUUUUAAGAUGCCUGAGAUACUUCAAGUCCCCCAAGAUCUCCAUCCCUGAUGUGGACCUGAAUUUAAAGGGGCCAAAACUGAAGGGAGAUGUGGAUGUGUCCUUGCCUGAGGUAGAAGGUGACAUGAAAGUGCUAGAUGUUGAUAUCAAAGGGCCCAAAGUUGACAUUGGUGCUCAGAUGCUUGGAUGUUGCGGCCCAGACUGGCACACAAGGUACCCCAAGGUGAAAAUGCCCAAGUUCAGCAUGCCUGGUAAAGGAGAGGGCCACAAAUUGGAUGUGAAGCUGCCAAGGCUGACACUUGAUGUCUCAGGACCCAAGGUGGAUGUUGAAGUUCCAGAUGUGAAAUCGAAGGUCAGGCAUGAAACUAAAGGUCCUAAAUUCAAGAUGGAGGAAAUGAAUAUAAAGCCUCAGAAGAUAUCCAUACCAGAUGUGGGUUUGCAUUUGAAAGAUCCUAAAAUGAAAGAUUAUGAUGUUACAGUUCCAAAAAGUAGAAGGGAGAGAUAAAAGCUCAGUGUUGACAUCAAAGGCCCAAAAGUUGACAUUAAUGCACCAGAUGUGGACGUUCAUGGCCCAGAGCACCUGAAGAUACCCAAGGUGAAAAUGCCCAAGUUCAGCAUGCCUGGCUUCAAAGGAGAGGGCCCUGAAGUGGAUGUGAACCUGCCCAAGGCUGACAUUGGUGUUUAGCGGGACCCAAAAUUGAACAUUGAUGUUCCAGAUGUGAAUCUUGCCAAGCCCCAGAGGGAAAACUAAAAGGCCUAGUUCAAGAUGCCAAGCAUGAAUAUACAGACACACAAAAUCUCUAUGCCUGAUGUUGGGCUUAAUUUUGAAAGCUCUAAACUGAAAACUGAUGUAGAUGUUUCCCUUCCCAAAGUGGAAGAAAUUUGAAGAAGUCCUGAAAUUGAUGUAAGCCCUAAGGUGGAUGUGAAUGUUGGUGAUAUUGAUAUUGAAGGUCCAGAGAAAUUGAAGGGCCCCAAGUUUAAGAUGCCUGAGAUGCAUUUCAAGACCCCCAAGAUCUCCAUGCCGGAUGUGGACUUACACUUGAAAGGCCCCAAAGUCAAAGGGGAUGUGGAUGUGUCUGUGCCCAAGGUAGAAGGUGAAAUGAAAGUGCCGGAUGUUGACAUCAAAGGACCCAAAGUGGUUAUUGAUGCCCCAGAUGUGGAGGUUCAAGGCCCAGAUUGGCAUCUGAAGAUGCCCAAGAUGAAAAUGCCCAGGUUCAGUAUACCCGGCUUCAAAGCGGGCGAAGUGGAUGUGAAUCUGCCAAAAGGCGCGAUGUCUGGACCCAGUAGCAGACAUUGAUGCUCUGAUUUGGAUAUUGAGGACCAGAAGAAAGUUGAAGGCUCCAAAUUUAAGAUGCCCAAGUUGAAUAUAAAAGCUCCCAAGAUCUCCAUGCCAGAUGUGGACUUGAAUUUGAGAGGACCCAAACUGAAGGGAGAGAUAGAUGCUUCUGUGCCAGAACUGGAAGGUGAUCUCAGAGGCAUAGUUGAUAUCAAAGGUCCUUCUGUGGGAGUGGAGGUGCCUGAUGUUGAUCUGGAGUGUCCUGAUGCAAAGUUGAAGGAGCCCAAGUUUAAGAUGCCAGAGAUGCACUUCCAAGGCCCCAAGAUCUCCAUGCCUGAUGUGGACUUACACUUGAAAGGCCGCAAAGUCAAAGGGGAUGUGGAUGUGUCUGUGCCCAAGGUAGAAGGUGAAAUGAAAGUGCCAGAUGUUGACAUCAAAGGACCCAAAGUGGACAUUGAUGUGCCUGAUGUUGAGCUGGAGUGUCCUGAUGCAAAGUUGAAAGGGCCCAAGUUUAAGAUGCCUGAGAUGCACUUCAAGACCCCCAAGAUCUCCAUGCCGGAUGUGGACUUACACUUGAAAGGCCCUAAAGUCAAAGGGGAUGUGGAUGUGUCUGUACCAAAAAUUGGAGGAGAUGUAGGCCCCAGUGUGGAAGAUGUGGAGGUGCCUGAUGUUGAGCUGGAGUGUCCUGAUGCAAAGUUGAAAGGGCCCAGGUUUAAGAUACCUGAGAUGCACUUCAAGACACCCAGAAUCUCCAUGCCGGAUGUGAACUUAAACUUGAAAGGCCCCAAAGUCAAAGGGGAUGUGGAUGUGUCUGUGCCCAAGGUAGAAGGUGAAAUGAAAGUGCCAGAUGUUGACAUCAAAGGGCCCAAAGUGGACAUUGAUGCCCCAGAUGUGGAUGUUCAUGGCCCAGACUGGCACCUGAAAGAUGCCCAGAUGAAAAUGCCCAAGUUCAGCAUGCCUGGCUUCAAAGCAGAGGGCCCUGAAGUGGAUGUGAACUUACCCAAGGCUGACAUUGAUGUCUCAGGACCCAAGGUGGAUGUUGAAGUCCCAGAUGUGAGCCUUGAAGGUCCAGAAGGGAGGCUGAAGAGCCCCAAGUUUAAGAUGCCUGAGAUGCACUUCAAGUCCUUCAAGAUCUCCAUGCCUGAUGUCGAUUUCAUUAAGGGACCCAAAAUCAAAGGAGAUGUUGGCGACCCCAAAAUGCCUGAGAUGCACUUCAAGUCCCCCAAGAUCUCCAUGCCUGAUGUCGAUUUCAAUUUAAAGGGACCCAAAAUCAAAGGAGAUGUUGACGUUUCUGCCCCAAAGCUGGAAGGAGAGUUAAAAGGUCCAGAAUUGGAUGUCAAAGGUCCCAAAUUAGAUGCUGACAUGCCAGAAGUAGCUGUGGAAGGCCCAAAUGGCAAGUGGAAAACUCCUAAGUUCAAGAUGCCAGAUAUGCACUUUAAAGCUCCCAAAAUCUCUAUGCCAGACCUCGAUCUACACUUGAAGGGCCCCAAGGCAAAAGGAGAGGUGGAUGUAGAUGUUCCCAAAUUGGAAGGGGAACUUAAAGGGCCACAUGUGGAUGUCAGUGGGCCAGACAUUGACAUUGAGGGACCAGAGGGCAAAUUGAAAGGCCCUAAGUUCAAGAUGCCUGAUAUGCAUUUCAAAGCCCCCAGUAUUUCUAUGCCGGAUGUUGACCUAAAUCUCAAAGGACCCCAAAUCAAGGGGGAUGUAGAUGUGUCUGUGCCUGAGGUAGAAGGUAAAAUUGAAGUACCAGAUGUGAACAUCAAGGGCCCCAAAGUUGAUGUAAAUGCCCCCGAUGUCCAAGGUCCAGACUGGCACCUAAAGAUGCCCAAGAUGAAAAUGCCCAAGUUCAGCAUGCCUGGCUUCAAAGCAGAGGGCCCUGAAGUGGGUGUAAACCUGCCCAAGGCCGACAUUGAUGUCUCAGGACCCAAAGUGGACAUUGAAGGCCCUGAUGUUAGCAUUGAAGGAGCCAGGCAAGAGAAAUUUAAAGGGCCUAAGUUCAAGAUGCCAGAGAUGAACAUCAACCCCAAGAUCUCCAUGCCUGACUUUGAUUUGCAUCUGAAAGGUCCCAAGGUGAAGGGCGAUGUGGAUGUUUCUCUGCCCAAAGUGGAAGGUGACCUUAGGAGCCCAGAGAUUGACAUCAAGGGAGCCCAAAGUGGAUGUCGAUGCCCCAGAUGUGUGGGUGUUCAAGGCCCAGACUGGCACCUGAAGAUGCCCAAGGUGAAAAUGCCCAAGUUCAGCAUGCCUGGCUUCAAAGGGAGAGGGCAGAUGUGGAUGUAGAAACUGCCCAAGGCCGACAUUGAUGUCUCAGGACCCAAGUGAGACAUUGAAGGCCCUGAUGUUAUUGAGGCCGGGAAAUUGAAAGGGCCUAAGUUCCAAGAUACACCAGAGAUGAACAUCAAAGCCCCCAAGAUCUCCAUGCCUGACUUUGACUUAAACCUGAAAGGCCCCAAAGUAAAGGGUGAUGUGGAUGUUUCCCUUCCUAAAGUGGAAGGUGACCUCAAGGGCCCAGAAGUUGAUAUCAAGGGCCCAAAAGUGGACGAUGAUGCACCUGAUGUUGAUGUUCAUGGCGGCAGACUAAAGAUGCCCAAGAUAAAAAUGCCCAAGAUCAGCAUGCCUGGCUUCAAAGAGAGGGUCAGAUGUGGAUGUGAACCACCACCCAAGGCUGACCUUGAUGUCUCAGGACCGAAAGUGGAUGUUGAAUGUCCGAAUGUGAAUAUUGAAGGACCUGAAGGAAGUGGAAAAGUCAAAGUUUAAAAGAUGCCUGAGAUGCAUUUUAAGACUCCAAAGAUAUCCUUCCCAGAUAUUGACCUGAAUCUCACAGGUCCAAAAAUAAAAGGAGAUGUGGACGUUCCUAGCCUAAGUAGAGGAGAUCUGAAAGGUCCUGAAGUUGACCUCAAAGGCCCCAAAGUGGACAUUGAUGUCCCAGAUGUUAAUGUUCAGGGUCCAGACUGGCACCUGAAGAUGCCCAAGAUGAAAAUGCCCAGGUUCAGCAUGCCUGUGCUUCAAAGCAGAGGCCCAGAUGUGGAUGUAGACCUACCCCAAGCGGCAUUGAUCUCAGGACCCAAGGAAGUGGACAUUGAAGGCCCUGAUGUUAACAUUGAAGGACCAGAGGGAAAGUUGAAAGGGCCUAAGUUCAAGAUGCCAGAGAUGAACAUCACAGCCCCAAGAUCUCCCAUGACAAGCUUUUGAUUGCAUCUGAAAGGUCCCAAGGUGAAGGGCGAUGUGGAUGUUUCUGCCCAAAGUAGGCGACCUCAAGGAGCCCUGAGAUUUGACAUCAAGGGCCCCAAAGUGGACAUUGAUGUCCCAGAUGUGGAUGUUCAAGGCCCAGACUGGCACCUGAAGAUGCCCAAGGUGAAAAUGCCAAAGUUCAGCAUGCCUGGUUUCAAAGAGAGGAGCCCAGAUGUGGAUGUGAAGCUGCCCAAGGCUGACAUUGAUGUCUCAGGACCCAAAGUGGACAUUGAUGUUCCAGAUGUGAAUAUCGAAGGUCCAGAGGGAAAGUUAAAAGGUCCCAAGUUCAAGAUGCCUGAGAUGAACAUCAAAGCCCCCAAGAUCUCCAUGCCUGACAUUGAUCUUCACCUGAAAGGCCCCAAGGUGAAGGGUGAUGUGGAUGUGUCUCUGCCCAAAGUGGAAGGUGACGUGAAGUUCCUAUGGGAUAUUAAAGGCCCCAAAGUGGACAUUGAUGCCCCAGAUAUGGGCGUUCAAGGAGACUGGCACCUGAAGAUUACUAAGAUAAAAACGAAGAUCAGCAUGCCUGGCUUCAAAGGAGAAGGUCAGAAGUGGAUGUGAACCUGCUGAGCUGACAUGACAUCUCAGGACCCCAAGGUGGACAUUGAUGUUCCAGAUGUGAAUAUUGAAGCAGAUGCAAAACUGAAGGGCCCUAAAUUCAAGACAGAGAUGAACAUCAAAGCUCCUAAAAUAUCAAUGCCUGAUAGACCUCUCAAUCUUAAAAGGCCCCUAAGAUGAAAAGGAGAGGUGGACUCAUUUCACUUCCAAAUCAUAGAAAGGUGAUUUGAAGGACCUGCUCUUGACAUAAAAGCCCAAAAGAUAGAUGUAGAUGCUCCAGAUAUUGACAUUCAUGGCGAUGCUGCCAAAUUAAAAGGUCCAAAACUGAAGUGCCUGUAGCACAUGCAUGUAAACAUGCCUAAGAUCUCCAUGCCAGAAAUUGACUUGGUGAAAGGCUCAAAGCUUAAGAGAUGUGAUGUCUCUGGAGGCCCCAAGUUGGAAGGUGACAUUAAAGCUUCCCGUUUGGAUAUAAAGGGCCCAGAAGUGGGCGUUCUCGGUCUGCUUAAUAUUGAAGGCAAAUCCAAAGAAAUCUCGUUUAAGCUUCCCAAAAUUUAUUUUAAAGGCUCCAAAGGGAUUCAGACACCUGAGGUGGAUAUCAAAGGUAAAGCCUUGAAUAUUGACAUAACAGGUCCAAAAGUUGAUAUUAAUGCUCCUGAUGUCGGUCAAGGAAAAGUGAGAAAGGAUCCAAGUUAGAAAUGCCUUUUCCUGAAUAUUUCAUCUCCCAAAGUUUCUGUGCCUGAUGUGGAGCUAAAUUUGAAAGGUCCUAAAGUCAAAGGAGACUUAGAUGUUGCAGGUCCCAAUUUAGAGGAGUGACCCAGAAAGGCCCCAAAGUGGAUAUUAAGGCACGGAAGUCAAUCUAAAUGCACACCUGAGGUGGAUGUUCAUACAGACUGGAAUCUGAAAAUGCAGAUGAAAAUGCCCAAAUUCGGUGUGCCUGGCUUAAAAGCAGAAGGGCCAGAUGUAGCUUUGGAUCUGCCAAAAGGAGACAUCAACAUAGAGGGCCCAAGUAUGAACAUUGAGGCCCAGAACUCAUGUGGAAGUCAGAGGAGGCUUGAAAGGCCCCAAAUUCAGAUGCCUGACAUGAAUGUCAAAGCUCCAAGAUCUCCAUGCCUGACGUCCAACUUCCAGCAGAAGGGCCCCAAGGUGAAAGGUGAUGUGGAUGUUUCUCUUCCCAAACUUGAAGGGGAUCUGAAGAGCCCAGAGGUUGAUAUCAGGCCUAAAGUGGUUAUCAGUGCCCCAGAUGUGGAUGUUCAUGCGAACUGGCAUCUGAAGAUGCCAAGUGAAAUGCCCAAGUUCAGCAUGCCUGGUUUUCAAGGAGGCCCAGAGUGGAUGUGAACCUGCCCAGAGCUGACAAGCGUCUCAGGACCCAAGGACAUUGAUGUCCCAGAUGUAGAUAUUGAAGGUCGGAUGCAAAGCUGAAAGGGCCCCAAGUUCAAAGAUACAGAGAUGAACAUCAGCCCCCAAGAUCUCAUGCCUGACUUUGACCUGAGCAAAGGGACCGAAAAUGAAGGCGAUGUGGAUGUUCCCUUCUAAAGUGGAAGUGACCUCAAGAGGCAGAAGUUGACAUCCAAGGGCCCCAAAGUGGACAUUGACACUCUGACAUUAACAUUGAAGAGGCCGGAGGGUAAAUUGAAGGGACCCAAAUAGGUACCAGAGAUGCAUCUGAAGUCCCCAAAAUAUCGAUGCCCCAGCAUUGAUUUAAGCCUGAAGGGCCCCAAGGUGAAGGAGCGUGUGGGCGUUUCUCUGCCAAAGUAGGCGACCUUAAGAGGCCCUGAAGUUGACAUCAAAAGGCUAGUGGACAUUAAUGCUCCGGAUGUGGAUAUUCAAGGCCCAGACUGGCACCUGAAGAUGCCCAAGGUAGAAAUGCCCAAGUUCAGCAUGCCUGGCUUCCAAGGAGGCCCCGAAGUGGAUGUAGACCUGCCCAGGCUGACAUUGAUGUCUCAGGCCCCAAAGGUGGACAUUGAUGUUCCAGAUGUGAAUGCUCGAAGAGGCCAGAGGGGAAAGUUGAAGAAGUUCAAGAUGCCUGAAAUGAACACAGCCCCCAAGAUCUCCAUGCCUGACACAUUUGAUCUUCACCUGAAAGGCCCCAAGGUGAAGAGUGGCGUGAAUGUGUCUGCCCAAAGUGGAAGGUGAUGUGAAAAGUUCACAGUCUGGGAUAUUAAAGGCCCCAAAGUGGAUAUUAAUGCCCCAGAUGUGGACGUUCAAGGCCCAGACUGGCACCUGAAGAUGCCUAAGAUAAAAAUGCCGAAGAUCAGCAUGCCUGGCUUCAAGGAGAAAGGUCCAGAAGUGGAUGUGAACCUGCCCAAGGCUGACAUUGAUGUCUCAGGACCCAAGGUGGACAUUGAUGUUCCAGAUGUGAAUAUCGAAGGUCCAGAUACGAAACUGAAGGAGCCCAAUUCCAAGAUGCCAGAGAUGAACAUCAAAGCUCCCAAGAUCUCCAUGCCUGAUUUUGAUUUGCAUCUGAAAGGCCCAAAGGUGAAAGGAGAUAUGGAUGUUUCUCUGCCUAAGAUGGAAGGUGACACAAGGCCCUGAAGUUGACAUCAAGGGACCCCAAAAGUGGAUGAUGCCCCAGAUGUGAAUGUUCAUGGUCCAGACUGGCACCUGAAGAUGCCCAAGAAGGUGAAAAUGCCCAAAUUCAGCAUGCCAGGAUUUAAAGGAGAGGGCCCAGAAGUGGAUGUUAAUUUGCCCAAAGCUGACAUUGAUGUCUCAGGACCCAAAGUGGACAUUGACACUCCUGAUAUUGACAUUCAUGGUCCAGAAGGGAAACUGAAGGGCUGGAAAUUUAAAAUGCCUGACCUGCACCUCAAGGCACAAGGAAUCUCUAUGCCUGAAGUUGACUGAAUCUGAAAGGUCCAAAGAGUGAAGAGGCGAUGUGGAGCGUUUCUCUGCCCAAAGGUGGGCGACCUCAAGGGCCCCGAAGUUGACAUCAAGGAGCCCCAAAGUGGGCGUUGAUGUCCCAGAUGUGAAUGUUCAGGCCCAGACUGGCACCUAAAAAUGCCCAAAGUGAAAAUGCCCAAGUUCAGCAUGCCUGGUUUUUAAGGAGAGGAGCCCAGAGUGGAUGUGAACCUGCCCAAAGGCGGCCUUGACAUCACAAAAGGACCCAAGGUGGACAUUGAUGUUCCAGAUGUGAAUAGCGAAGGUCCAGAUGCGAAACUGAAGGGCCCUAAGUUCAAGAUGCCUGAGAUGAACAUCAAAGCCCCCAGUCUCAUGCCUGACUUUGAUUUGCAUCUGAAAGGCCCCAAAGGUGAAAAGAGCGUGUGGAUGUUUCCCUUCCUAAAAGUGGCGACCUCAAGGAGCCCUGAAGUUGACAUCAAGGGCCCCAAAGUGGACAUCGACGCCCCUGAUGUGGAUGUUCAAGGCCCAGACUGGCACCUGAAGAUGCCCAAGGUGAAAAUACAGUUCAGCAUGCCAGGAUUCAAAGGGGAGGCAGAUGUGGAUGUGAACCACCCCAAGGCUGAUAAUGACAUCUCCCCCAAAGUGGACAUUGAUGCCCCUGAUGUCAGUAUUGAAGGUCAGAUGCAAAAACUGAAGGGCCCAAAGUUCAAGAUGCCAGAGAUGAACAUCAAAGGAAGGCUCUCCAUGCCUGACCUUGACUUUAACUUGAAGGAGCCCCCAAAGUGAAGGGUGAUGUGGGUGUCUCUCUGCCCAAAGGUGGAAGGUGAUCUCAAGGGCCCUGAAAUUGAUAAAGGCCCCAGUUUGGACAUGGACACCCCUGAUGUCAAUAUUGAAGGUCGGAAGGAAAAUUUGAAGGGCCCAAAUUUAAAGAUGCCUGAGAUGAACAUCAGCCCCAAGAUCUCCAUGCCUGACUUUGACUUGCAUCUGAAAGGUCAAAAGCAAGGGCGAUGUGGAUGUGUGUCACUACCUAAGCUGGAAGGUGAUCUGAAAGGGGCCAGAGGUGAGCAGAGGUCCUGAAGAAACUCAAAGGUCCCAGAGUUUAAGAUGCCUGAUGUUCAUUUCAACCCACAAAUCUCCAUGAGUGACAUUGAUUUGAAUUUGAAAGGACCUAAGAUAAAAAGAGAUAUGGACAUUUCCGUUCUAAACUGGAAGGGAGAUCUGAAAGGUCCCCAAGUGGAUGUCAAAGGCCCUAAAGUGGACAUUGACACUCCUGAUAUUGACAUUCAUGGUCAGAAGAGAAACUGAAGGGCUGAAAUUUAAAUACCUGACCUGCACCUCAAGGCCGAGGUCUCUAUGCCUGAAGUUGACCUGAAUCUGAAGGUCCAAAGGUGAAAGGGCGAUGUGGACAUUUCUCUGCCCAAAGUGGGCGACCUCAAGGGCGAGGUUGACAUCAAGGGCCCCAAAGUGGACGUUGAUGUCCCAGAUGUGGAUGUUCAAGGCCCAGACUGGCACCUAAAAUACCCAAAGUAGAAAAUGCCGAGAAGUUCAUGCCUGGCUUCAAAAGGAGAGAACUUGAGAGUGGAUGUGAACCUGCCCAAGGCUGACAGCGUCUAGGGACCCAAAGUGGACAUUGAUGUUCCAGAUGUGAGUCUCGAAGGUCAGAUGUGAAACUAAAGGGCCCCCAAGUUCAAGAUGCCUGAGAUGAACAUCAAAGCCCCAAGACUCUCCAUGCCUGACUUUGACUUAAACCUGAAAGGCCCAAUGAAGGGCGAUGUGGAUGUUUCCACUUCUAAAGUAGGCGACCUCAAGAGCCCAGAAGUUGACAUCAAGGGCCCAAAAGUGGACAUCAAUGCCCCUGAUAUUGAUGUGCAAGGCCCAGAUUGGCACCUGAAGAUGCCCAAGGUGAAAAUGCCCAAAUUCAGCAUGCCCGGCUUCAAAGGAGAAGGCCCAGAUGUGGAUGGCAGAACCUGCCCAAGGCCGAGCAUCGAUGUCUCGGGACCCAAGGUGGACAUUGAUGUUCCAGAUGUGAAUAUCGAAGGUCCAGAUGCAAAACUGAAGGGCCCCAAGUUCAAGAUGCCAGAGAUGAACAUCAAAGCUCCCAAGAUCGCCAUACCUGAUGUUGACCUAGAUUUGAAAGGACCCAAAGUAAAAGGAGAGUAUGAUGUGUCCGUCCCUAAGGUUGAAGGGACUUUGAAAGGCCCAGAAGUAGACCUUAAAGGUCCAAACAUGGAUUUCGAAGGCCCCAAUGCCAAACUCAGUGGCCCAUCUUUGAAGAUGCCAUCACUGGAGAUAUCUGCUCCUAAAGUAACUGCUCCUGAUGUUGAUUUGCAUCUCAAGGCACCAAAAAUUGGAUUUUCAGGUCCGAAGUUAGAAGGUGGUGAAGUGGACCUCAAGGGACCCAAAGUUGAAGCUCCAAGCUUAGAUGUACACAUGGACAGCCCAGAUAUUAACAUUGAAGGGCCAGAUGUUAAAAUCCCCAAAUUUAAGAAACCCAAGUUUGGAUUUGGGGCAAAAAGUCCCAAAGCUGACAUCAAGUCACCUUCACUAGAUGUCACUGUUCCUGAGGCAGAGCUGAACCUUGAGACUCCUGAAAUUAGUGUUGGUGGAAAGGGGAAGAAAAGUAAGUUUAAAAUGCCUAAAAUUCAUAUGAGUGGUCCUAAAAUUAAGGCCAAAAAACAGGGAUUUGACCUGAGUGUUCCUGGGGCUGAAAUUGAUGCCAGUCUCAAGGCUCCCGAUGUAGAUGUCAACAUCGCAGGGCCGGAUGCCUCACUCAAAGUCGAUGUGAAAUCGCCGAAAACCAAGAAAACGAUGUUUGGAAAAAUGUACUUCCCAGAUGUAGAGUUUGACAUUAAAUCACCUAAAUUUAAAGCUGAGGCUCCUCUCCCUAGCCCCAAAUUGGAGGGUGAACUCCAGGCACCUGAUCUGGAACUUUCUUCACCAGGAAUUCACGUCGAAGGUCCUGACAUCAAGGCGAAGGCUCCCAAGGUCAAGAUGCCAGGUGUGGACAUCUCAGUGCCAAAAAUAGAGGGUGACCUGAAAGGCCUCAAAGUGCAGGCAAACUUGGAUGCACCUGACGUCAACAUCGAAGGCCCAGAUGCUAAAGUCAAAACACCUUCCUUCGGCGUUUCUGCCCCUCAAGUCUCCAUCCCUGAUGUGAAUGUGAACUUGAAAGGACCAAAGAUAAAGGGUGAUGUCCCCAGCAUGGGACUGGAAGGACCAGAUGUAGAUCUGCAAGGUCCAGAAGCAAAAAUUAAGUUCCCCAAGUUUUCCAUGCCCAAGAUCGGCAUCCCUGGUGUGAAAAUGGAGGGUGGGGGAGCCGACGUCCAUGCUCAGCUACCCUCUCUUGAAGGAGACUUGAGAGGACCAGAUGUUAAGCUCGAAGGGCCCAGUGUUUCUCUAAAGGGGCCGGGAGUAGACUUGCCUUCAGUGAACCUCUCUAUGCCAAAAGUCUCUGGGCCUGACCUUGAUCUGAACUUGAAAGGACCAAGUUUGAAGGGAGACCUGGAUGCAUCUGUUUCCAGCAUGAAGGUGCAUGCUCCAGGGCUCGACCUCAGCGGGGUCGGUGGCAAAGUGCAGGUGGGAGGAGACGGUGUGAAAGUGCCAGGGAUCGAUGCCACAACAAAGCUUAACGUUGGGGCACCAGAUGUGACACUGAGGGGACCAAGUCUGCAGGGAGACCUGGCUGUCUCUGGUGACAUCAAAUGCCCUAAAGUAUCCGUAGGAGCUCCUGAUCUAAGCUUGGAGGCAUCCGAAGGCAGCAUUAAACUUCCCAAAAUGAAGCUGCCCCAAUUUGGCAUCUCUGCUCCAGGGUCUGACUUGCACGUUAAUGCCAAGGGGCCACAGGUUUCUGGAGAACUGAAGGGGCCAGGUGUGGAUGUGAACUUGAAAGGGCCUCAGAUUUCAGCACCGAAUGUGGACUUUAACUUGGAAGGACCAAAAGUGAAAGGGAGCCUUGGGGCCACUGGCGAGAUCAAAGGCCCCACUGUUGGAGGAGGUGUUCCAGGCAUCAGUGUUCAAGGCCUAGAAGGAAACCUCCAGAUGCCUGGAAUUAAGUCCUCUGGAUGUGACGUGAACCUGCCAGGUGUGAAUGUGAAACUCCCAGCUGGGCAGAUUUCUGGUCCUGAAAUCAAAGGUGGUCUGAAAGGUUCAGAAGUAGGUUUCCACGGGCCUGCUCCCGAUAUCAGUGUGAAGGGGCCUUCCUUUAAUAUGGCAUCUCCUGAGUCAGAUUUUGCCAUCAACUUGAAGGGCCCAAAAAUCAAAGGAGGGGUGGAUGUUUCAGGGGGUGUCAGUGCCCCAGACAUCAGCCUCGGUGAAGGGCAUGUGAGUGUUAAAGGUUCUGGGGGUGAGUGGAAGGGACCCCAGGUCUCCUCUGCUCUCAACUUGGACACUUCUAAGUUUGCUGGGGGCCUUCAUUUCUCAGGACCAAAGGUGGAAGGAGGUGUGAAAGGAGGUCACAUUGGACUCCAGGCUCCUGGGCUGAGUAUGUCUGGGCCUCAAGGUCACUUGGAAAGUGGAUCUGGUAAAGUAACAUUCCCUAAAAUGAAGAUCCCCAAAUUUACCUUCUCUGGCCGUGAGCUGGUUGGCAGAGAAGUGGGAGUGGAUGUUCACUUCCCUAAAGCAGAGGCCAGUGUCCAAGCUGGUGCUGGAGACGGCGAGUGGGAAGAGUCUGAAGUCAAACUGAAAAAGUCCAAAAUCAAAAUGCCCAAGUUUAAUUUUUCCAAACCUAAAGGGAAAGGUGGUGUCACCGGCUCACCAGAAGCAUCCAUUUCUGGGUCCAAAGGUGACCUGAAAAGUUCAAAGGCCAGCCUGGGCUCUUUGGAAGGAGAGGCAGAGGCCGAAGCCUCUUCACCAAAAGGCAAAUUCUCCUUAUUUAAAAGUAAGAAGCCACGGCACCGCUCAAAUUCAUUCAGUGAUGAAAGAGAGUUCUCUGGACCUUCCACCCCGACGGGGACUCUGGAGUUUGAAGGUGGGGAGGUGUCGCUGGAAGGCGGGAAAGUUAAAGGGAAACACGGGAAGCUGAAAUUCGGUACCUUUGGUGGAUUGGGGUCAAAGAGCAAAGGUCAUUAUGAGGUGACUGGGAGUGAUGAUGAGACAGGCAAGUUACAGGGGAGUGGGGUGUCCCUGGCCUCUAAGAAGUCCCGACUGUCUUCCUCUUCUAGCAAUGACAGUGGGAAUAAGGUUGGCAUCCAGCUUCCUGAGGUGGAGCUGUCAGUUUCCACAAAGAAAGAGUAGCAGGCCUUUGUAUGUGUGUACAUAUAUAUAUAUAUAACAAAACAUCAGCCUUGGGUGUGUGCCUACAUAAACUCCAAAGGGAAACACACCGACCGCCUCAGCAAUCAUGCAAAGAUCUUGCCUGGCCCGGUGGCAAGCGCUGAAAAACCGACCGCCUGUAGGCUCCUGGAACUAUACACAUAGGUAAAGAGUUCCAAGUUCGUCCAGCCCAUGUGCAAAGUCAACAGUAUUUGCCUUAAGAUUUCAUAUAUAUAUAUAUUUUUUGCAUUGACUGCUGAGAGCUCCUGUUUACUACGCAAGCUUUUGUGUUUAUUAUCCUCAUUUUUACUGAACGUUGUUAGUUUUGGGGUAAUGGAAACCCACUUUUUCAUUGUAAUGACUCUGGGGGCUUUUGUUAGUAAGGGUGGGUGGGGUGAUGGGUUGCAGACGGAGAUCAGGUCUUCCUCUUUUCUGAGACUGGAUCUGUUUAAACAGCAAACACCCACAGAUGGCCCAGAGGUGGCGGCAGUCAGAGUGUGUGGGUGUUUUUAGGGUUCUUUAGCGUUGCAUUCUUUCACCCAGGGGUGGUGGUCCCAGCCAGUUUGGUGCUGACGGUGAGAGGAAAUUAGAACCUGUUUGCAAAUUGUCCAACCCACCCCCUCAACAUGAGGGGCUUCCAUUUUCUGUGUUUUGUAAGGGAAAUGUUUCCUUCAGGCCGCCAUGUUCCUGAUAUUAGUUCUGAUUUCUUUUUAACAAACGUUAUCAUGAUUAAGAAAAUUUCCAGCACUUUAAUGGCCAAUUAACUGAGAAUGUAAGAAAAUUGAUGCUGUACAAGGCAAAUAAAACUGUUUAUUAACCUUGA
Messenger RNA from Chlorocebus sabaeus (green monkey), 18176 nucleotides. The record is from RefSeq and is a predicted model, not a curated record. NCBI's taxonomy places the organism in Eukaryota, Metazoa, Chordata, Mammalia, Primates, Cercopithecidae.